Molecule: messenger RNA, 977 nt
Organism: Quercus lobata
Lineage: Eukaryota; Viridiplantae; Streptophyta; Magnoliopsida; Fagales; Fagaceae
Product: desiccation-related protein PCC13-62-like
Exons: 3
Coding region: 22-942 (306 amino acids)
Source: RefSeq, a predicted model, not a curated record
UAGACAACAAAAAGGAAAAUUAUGGCACUAACUGCUGCUAGCACAACCACCAUCACCACUUUACUAAUAUCCCUACUCUUCCUUCCCAAAUUUUAUUCUUCUGAACUCGACUCACACACAUCAAUCGCAAAAGCAGAUGUGGAUCUUCUGGAAUUUCCUCUAAAUUUAGAGUUCUUUGAAGCUGAAUUCUUUUUGUAUGGCGCUCUGGGUUAUGGAUUAGAUAAAGUUGCUCCAAAUUUAACCCAGGGAGGUCCAACACCCAUUGGUGCUAAAAAGGCAAAUUUGGAUCCUUUUACCAGGGAUGUUAUUGAGCAAUUUGCUUACCAAGAAGUUGGACACUUGAGGGCCAUUCAAAAAGUUGUUAAAGGAUUUCCAAGACCAUUAUUGGACUUAAGUAAAGAAUCAUUUGCAAAAGUGGUCGAUGCUGCAGUAGGGAAAAAGCUGUCCCCACCUUUUGAUCCUUAUUAUAGUGGAGUUCACUACCUCCUUGCAUCUUACCUUAUUCCUUAUGUUGGACUCACGGGCUACGUUGGAACAAUUCCAAAACUCCAAGCCCCUACUUCUAGAAGGCUCGUUGCAGGCCUAUUAGGUGUGGAAUCGGGCCAAGAUGCAGUUAUUCGAGCAUACCUGUAUGAGCAUGCACACAAGAUUGUGGAACCAUAUGGAAUAACGGUGGCACAGUUUUCAAAUUACUUUUCGGAUCUAAGGAACAAGCUUGGACAUGAAGGUGUCAAAGAUGAAGGUCUUUGGGUUCCCAAAUCUGAAGGUGCUGAGGGAAAGAUCAAUGGGAACGCGCUUGCUGGAGAUGCAGACUCUGUUGCAUAUGAUAGGACCGCUGAGGAGAUAUUGAGGGUUGUUUAUGGCUCCGGUGAUGAGCAUAAACCUGGUGGGUUCUAUCCAAAAGGAGGCAAUGGUAACAUUGCCAGAUCUCAUCUACAUUAAUUCUAUGCCUAUAGCUUGAUUACAAGAAAACAAGU